ACAUGAGGGUCCAGUGUGGCAAGUAGCUUGGGCACACCCUAUGUUUGGUAAUUUAUUGGCAUCAUGUUCCUAUGAUAGAAAAGUUAUAAUAUGGAAAGAAACGAAUGGAACGUGGGAUGCCCUUCAUGAAUGUAAUAACCAUGAUUCAUCAGUAAACUCAGUCUGUUGGGCACCACAUGAGUUUGGUUUAAUGUUAGUGUGUGGUUCAUCUGAUGGAGCUAUAUCUGUAUUAUCAAGUGCUGGUGAUGGAACAUGGGAAACCAAGAAAGUAAACAAUGCGCAUACAAUUGGCUGCAAUGCUGUGAGUUGGGCACCAGCGGUAGUACCUGGCUCCCUCAUAGAACAGCCAUCGGCACAGAAACCAAUAACAGUGAAAAGAUUUGUAUCAGGUGGAUGUGAUAACUUAGUCAAAAUAUGGAAGGAGGAGGAAGGACAGUGGAAAGAAGAGCAGAAGUUAGAAGCCCAUAGUGAUUGGGUACGCGAUGUAGCAUGGGCGCCCUCUAUAGGCUUACCACACAGCACAAUAGCUAGCUGUUCACAGGAUGGUAGAGUCAUUAUAUGGACUAGUGACGAUAGUACUGGUAGUAUGUGGACGCCAAAGAUUCUUCAUAAAUUUAAUGAUGUUGUAUGGCAUGUUAGCUGGUCAAUUACUGGUAAUAUACUUGCAGUGUCAGGUGGAGAUAACAAAGUUAGUUUAUGGAAGGAAUCGUUAGAAGGCCAGUGGGUGUGUGUUAGUGAUGUUAAUAAAGGACAGGGACAACAACCAUCAGAAGGACCACAAGCUGAACAAUAAAUUUUAUUGUCUGAAAUUUAGUUGAAAUAACUAUUUGCACAUUCCUCAUUUGAAUUAGAAGUUUGCCAAUUUGUAUAAUGAUGCAUGAGGAUUGUCACCAAGCAAAGUUCUAGUUAGUCAAUCAAAACAGUUGUGUAUAUUAUUAAAUUAACUAUUUUAACGACUCAACUGUCAGAUUGGAUGUUGAAUUACACUUGGUGUUUAUUGAUGUACUGGCUACAAUUCAACUAAAUUUCAGACAUUACAUGUAUGUAUGUAUAAUUUCCUUCCUUGUGCUAAUUUUUUAGUCUUGUAUGUCCAACCCAGGCUACCAUUGUUAUCUCUUGUGUAUGUUUGUAAGCUUGUUGGGAUGUUUUAUCCAAGAUGUACAUUAGUCUUUUACCUGUCAUGGAAAAACUUGUUUUGUAUUUUCCAGUUCUGACAUUAUCACAAUCCACCAAAUCUUUCAAUCUCGUCCACUUUUUCUUAAGUUUAUUUUUUAGUCUUAGUGCCCCUCACCUAAUAUUUUAACACCUUCUGUAUUUAUAAUAUGAAAUGCUAUAAUCCCCUCCUAAUAUGUUGUUUACAUGGUAACACUCCUACCUAUCAAAUGUAGAAUGGGGGGGGGGUCUCAAUAGUUCUUUAACAAAAGUACAUUUCUACAUCUGUAUCAUGAAAAUUUGAAAAUUAUUACCUAAUUUGCAUAUUGAAUUGAUGUAAAGAGGUCCGGGCAAACGACAUAAUGCUUCCAUAUAUUUUCUCAAAUUCUCACAGCUGUGACUACCGGUAUGUAAUAUUUUACCCACAAUCCUUUGCUGGAGUCAAUAUGGUGGGCUACAAAAUAGUGAUGGAAUGUUCACUAUCUAGAUAAUAAAAUUCAUUAAAUAAUAUAAAUUGCAUUGCCCUGCCCUGCAUUUGUUGAGCCUUUUCAUCUGGGAUUAUUAUGAUUUUUGCCUAGACUUUGCAUAUUGGUCCACUCAUUCACAAAGUUCUAGUCAUUUUCAAUAUGUGUGGUUUACCAAGAUAUAAUUUUCUGACCUUACACAAUUAUAUAUUUUGCAUAAUAAGUGAUUCAACUGUUCUUGCUUGAUAAUAAACCAAUUCAUUUUUUA
Molecule: messenger RNA, 1884 nt
Organism: Saccoglossus kowalevskii
Lineage: Eukaryota; Metazoa; Hemichordata; Enteropneusta; Harrimaniidae
Product: protein SEC13 homolog
Biological process (GO): positive regulation of TOR signaling; protein import into nucleus; COPII-coated vesicle budding
Cellular component (GO): nuclear pore outer ring; COPII vesicle coat
Molecular function (GO): protein binding; structural molecule activity
Source: RefSeq, a predicted model, not a curated record